Molecule: messenger RNA, 2024 nt
Organism: Miniopterus natalensis
Lineage: Eukaryota; Metazoa; Chordata; Mammalia; Chiroptera; Miniopteridae
Gene: FAM133B
Product: family with sequence similarity 133 member B
Source: RefSeq, a predicted model, not a curated record
UCGCCAGAAGGUCCGGUNUCUCCCUCGGCGUCUGACUGUGCGCUCAGUCCAGCACCAUGGGGAAACGGGACAACCGGGUGGCCUACAUGAACCCAAUAGCAAUGGCCAGAUCAAGGGGUCCAGUCCAGUCUUCAGGGCCAACGAUCCAAGAUUAUCUGAAUCGACCAAGGCCUACCUGGGAAGAAGUGAAAGAACAACUAGAAAAGAAAAAGAAAGGCUCCAAGGCAUUGGCUGAAUUUGAAGAAAAAAUGAAUGAGAACUGGAAGAAAGAACUAGAAAAACACAGGGAGAAAUUAUUAAGUGGAAGUGAGAGCUCCUCCAAAAAAAGACAGAGAAAGAAAAAAGAAAAGAAGAAAUCUGGUAGGUAUUCAUCUUCUUCUUCAUCAAGCUCUGAUUCUUCCAGCAGUUCUUCAGAUUCUGAAGACGAGGAUAAGAAACAAGGAAAAAGAAAAAAGAAAAAGAAGAACCGUUCGCAUAAGUCUUCUGAGAGCUCCAUGUCAGAGACGGAAUCAGACAGCAAGGAUAGUUUAAAAAAGAAAAAGAAGUCAAAGGAUGCAAGUGAGAAAGAAAAGGACAUUAAAGGACUCGGCAAAAAGAGAAAGAUGUAUCCUGAAGAUAAACCUUUAUCAUCUGAGUCCUUAUCAGAGUCAGAUUAUAUUGAGGAGGUACGAGCAAAAAAGAAGAAAAGCAGUGAAGACAGAGAAAAAGCAACAGAAAAAUCAAAAAAGAAAAAGAAGCAUAAGAAGCACAGUAAGAAAAAGAAAAAGAAGGCUGCUAGUUCCAGUCCUGGCUCACCGUGACGUUGGGAACCAGGACUCCCUUACAAAGAAGUGCAAUGUCGGAGGAGAUCUCAACUGUGAAAAUAAUAGCAUCUUUACUAAAAUGCAUGACUUCUGUUGUUUCUAGAAUUAUUCCUGACCUGUUCAGUAGCCACUCAGAGCUGCUGUGUGAAAGGGCCGUAACAGUUGCCUGCUGCUUGAACAUCUGUCUUUUUCUCUUCCAUUGCUUACUAACUGGGAGAUAAUACACUGCAGUUGUACUGGUGGCUGACAUUUGGGAAUAAAGUUAAUAUUUUUGACUAGAAGUACCUGAUGAUAAACCAACAGAAAUUGAGUCUGGAUACAUCAUUAAUAUGUAAGCAGAAAUGACCAGAUGACUCUAAUGUUUUUGAAGUAGGGAUUACAUUGAUAUUUCAAAAUCCUUACUCUGUAGAUAGUGUAUUUUAAUUUUUUCCCCUUGUAUACUUUUAUUUACCUGGGAAAGGAGCUUUUAAGGGUGGGGGUGGUUUGCUAUUUCUUUAGCUAGCAAAAUAGCGUGCCUUUUAUCCUCACACCCUGUUUUUGUGGACACAGUAGCCAUGCUUCAUGGAGAGGUCAGAGCUGGGUACGACAGUCUUACAUUUUCCUGAGUUAGUAACAUCCUUGGACUCUGUCGUAUGCUUCUGUGAGUGAACCAGAGAAACAGCCUUUUGCAACACGAGAAAGCCCCAGAAGCUCUGGGAUUUACCUCCACUUCGAUAAUACUGAAUGAUUUUUAGCAUUAGAAUGUGUUGUAACAUUUGAAUUAAUUUUGACUACAGUUUGGCUUUGGGAAGGAGUCAUUUCCAGUAGACACUGGUACUUUUUGAACUUGAUAGCUAAAGAUUCUAAAAUGCAUGUUUUAUACUGUUAAGUUUUAACCAGUCAGGAAAAUUUUAUGUAACCAGUGAUAGCUAUUUUUUGUAUGAAUUUUGUUAGGCUGUAAUGUUUAGCCUUUAUUAACUUUUUAUUCUUGCUAUCUUAAAUUCCUUACUGCAUUAAUGGCGUUCUUGCCAAAAUAUUUAGCAUGUGAAAAGCAGGUUUUUGGUUUGGUUUGUUUGUAACAGCUUCAUAUUGAAGCUGAAACCAUAUACAAGUUGAGUGGCAGGCCUGGUAUGCUCUGUCUUGUUACAUAAAGCUCUUGCCAGAAUCUUAGUAAAUAUGUUUUAAAAGUUUGUCUUUGUAUAUUCAUAAAAAAUAUGACAAGUUAAACUUAACUGAGAAUUA